This is a messenger RNA of Myxocyprinus asiaticus (Chinese sucker), 1610 nucleotides long. RefSeq names its product chloride intracellular channel protein 5-like. The record is from RefSeq and is a predicted model, not a curated record. The transcript is spliced from 6 exons. Bases 286 to 1026 code for a protein of 246 amino acids. NCBI's taxonomy places the organism in Eukaryota, Metazoa, Chordata, Actinopteri, Cypriniformes, Catostomidae.
CAUCAUGUGAAGGUGCCAAGCGAGAGAGUAAGAGAGCAUGCAAUGGUGUAGGUGACACAGAGCUCCUCCCUUUCACUCUUGCUCUGCAUGGAGGCUAUUUUUGGCCCACCUGAGACAGUUCGAGAGUCUCAAAUCAAGAGGCCAAAUCAAAACAACCACAGCACCUCCACCAACUUGUUACAGCGCUGACAUAACUCCCUGCUGGACAUAAGACGAUUCCUGCAAGAAAAGAGAUUACAUAUUUAUAAUUCUGUCUGCCUCUGAAAUUUAGUUCACUUGACCGAUAUGACCUCAAAUGAAGAGGAGAAAGAUCCUGAAAUUGAGCUUUUUGUGAAGGCAGGCAGUGAUGGAGAGAGUAUCGGAAACUGUCCUUUCUCUCAAAGGCUGUUUAUGAUUCUGUGGCUCAAGGGAGUCGUGUUUAACGUCACCACUGUAGAUCUGAAAAGGAAACCAGCUGAUCUUCAUAAUCUCGCCCCAGGAACACCUCCACCAUUCCUUACCUUCAAUGGAGAAGUGAGGACAGAUGUCAACAAAAUAGAAGAAUUCUUGGAAGAGAUGCUAGCACCGCCAAAAUAUCCAAAACUGGCUGCAAAGAACAAGGAGUCGAAUACAGCAGGAAAUGACAUCUUUGCGAAGUUCUCGGCCUACAUUAAAAACACAAAGCCAGAAGCCAACGCAAGUUUGGAGAAGGGGCUACUGAAGGCUCUGAAGAAACUAGACAGCUUCCUGAACUCCCCUCUGCCGGACGAGAUUGAUGCAGAUAGUACAGGGGAGGAGACGUGGUCCAACCGCAAGUACUUGGACGGCAAUGAAUUAACGCUUGCAGACUGCAACCUACUCCCUAAACUACAUGUAGUGAAGGUGGUUUCAGAGAAAUACCGUAACUUUGAGAUACCAUCAGACUUGAGUGGAGUUUGGAGAUACAUGCAGAACGCGUACGCCCGUGAUGAAUUCAUCAACACGUGUGCAGCAGACAGAGAGAUUGAACUGGCCUAUCAGGAUGUGGCAAAGCGACUUGGCAAAUGAAACAUGUAAAUAUUUUACAGUGACUCUAACACACUUAUGCAAAACUGCUGGAAAGGAUAACCUUCCUCUUUAUUAAAGAUUGUCCUGGCAAGUUGAAAUUUCCAAGUAUUAACUCUGAGCAGUUCUGAGCAGAAUUUGCCUCCAGGACACCAUAUUGGAUUGGUCCUUUAAUGCUUGUGUUAAACUGUUGCCAGCUCCCAUGAUGCUUGUGUGUUCUUACAUACUAUUGCCAUUAUUUUUACUAGCUCCUUUAUCAGCAUCACUGUCUAUGAUGGUCUUGUGCCGCUCAUUCGUUAACUUCAUGAUAUAAUUUAAUUGCAGUAUUUAUUUUUUCAUCAUUGGGAUGUGAAUUUGAGCUGUUAGUAGUAGAAAGGAGUUUUCUUGUUAUUUUGCCAGCUGUUGGUAACAUAAAUACAAAUGUGUGCUUUAUCUGAGAUGAUGACAUGAAUAUGUUAAUAUUAAUAAUAAUAUGUGUAAAUCCCUACAGUAAAAAAAGUGAGGAAAGAGAGUUGAUCUUAAGUCAAAGCCACCACAUAAAAUGGGCAAAUAUUUAAGUCUCAGGUACUGUAUAUCUAGCCCUUCUG